Molecule: messenger RNA, 1230 nt
Organism: Cyprinus carpio (common carp)
Lineage: Eukaryota; Metazoa; Chordata; Actinopteri; Cypriniformes; Cyprinidae
Product: ribonuclease inhibitor-like
Exons: 5
Coding region: 1-678 (225 amino acids)
Molecular function (GO): protein binding
Source: RefSeq, a predicted model, not a curated record
AUGAAUUACGCAUCAACAUGCAGAAAUCUGAUUCUGUCAGCAGCAGUUUGUGGCAAUGCUUGUCAUUAUAUCUCCUCUCCUGCUCUGAGACCAGAGUCAAUAACAAACUACACACACUUCAACUACAAUUCACAUUGUGUCAUUGUUCUCUACAGGUUGAGUGGUUGUGGCGUCACAGAUGAAGGUUGUGCUGCUCUGGCUUCAGCUCUGAGAUCAAACCCCUCACACCUGAGAGAACUGGAUCUGUCGUGGAAUAAACUAAGGGAUUCAGUGAAGCUGCUUUCUGAUGUACUACAGGAUCCUCACUGUAAACUGGAGAAACUGUGGUUGAGAGAUUGUGGCAUCACAGAUGAAGGUUGUGCUGCUCUGACUUCAGCUCUGAGAUCAAACCCCUCACACCUGAGAGAACUGAGUCUGUCUGUGAAUAAACUAAGAGAUUCAGUGAAGCUGCUUUCUGAUGUACUACAGGAUCCUCGCUGUAAACUGGAGAUACUGUGGUUGUAUGAUUGUGGCGUCACAGAUGAAGGUUGUGCUGCUCUGACUUCAGCUCUGAGAUCAAACCCCUCACACCUGAGAGAACUGCAUCUGUUUGGAAAUAAACUAAGAGAUUCUAGUAGGAAGUUUCUCUCUGAUCUGAAGGAUGAUCCACAUUAUAAACUGGAGACAUUAUACUAUUGACUCUCAGUAUUUAGAUGUCAGUUCAGUUUCGUCAGGAUCAGCUGAUGGUGAAUAAGAGCCGCUGCAGAGACGUCACAGUCACACAAUCAACACAGACUGUGUGAAGGGGACAACAAUAAUUUAGGGAUGUUCAUUUCAGUUCAUUUUCCUGAACGACUCCCAACACUUGUUAACCAAUCAUUGACCGUUAACCGACAAAAUUAGAACGUUACAUUAGAUUUAAAUUAAAUUGGAAUGAAUAUGUUUAUGUGACCCACUGAAAGUGAACCCUUUACAGUUUCUAUUAAUGUCUUAUUCUUAUCUGUAUGACCAAACCUGACAGAGUAUUUUAAGUAAUUUCCAUUGUAAUAAGGAAAAAAUCCAAGUGAUCACACCGGAGUGUCUCGUGGGAAACAGUUGUAUUCGUUCAGAAUGAGAUGUUGAUAGAUUUCUCUUUAAAUACUUUUUUUUUCUAGAUGUUUAUAUGUUGUUUAUAACUAAUAAUUUUAUAGCUGCUUAUAUUUUCUGUUUUGUAUUUUACUCUGUUCUGAAUACCGUAAAAUUUAAAGGAUU